AUGUCCUCCCAUAACGUGGUCCACCGGCCUAGCAUCUCUAAGCACGCCGAUCCCGACCCCAUCGCUUAUGAGGCUGAAGUGUAUCAGAAGGGCCUGCACUACGAGAAACCGCCCUUCACGUUUCAACCUCUACAAUGGGAAGAACUGGCCAUGGCGCGCCUGUCCGCCGAGUCCGCGGGGUAUGUCGUCGGGAGCGCGGGAGUCGGCGAGACGGCGCGCAAGAAUAGAAAGGCCUUCGAGAAGUGGUCGAUCGUGCCGCGCCGAUUGGUUGGGACUGAAGGGUUCCCGAAUCUGAGCGUGAAUGUCCUGGGAGGACAGAGGAUCCCCUUCCCCAUCGCUGCAGCACCGGUUGGCGUGUUGAGGAUUUUCAACCCCGACGGAGAAGUCGCGGUCGCGAGGGCUUGUGAGAAGUGCCGGAUUCCGUAUAUCAUGAGUACGGCCAGCAGUACGAGCAUUGAGGAGGCGGCCAAGGCAAACGGAGACGGAGUCCGGUGGUUUCAGCUUUACUGGCCUUCCAGGGAGAGUGAUAGUACGACCAUUUCGAUGCUGAACCGUGCGAAAGCGGCUGGGUUUACGGCCUUGUUUGUCACCUUGGAUACGUACGUGCUGGGUUGGCGGCCGAGCGACAUGGACAACGGAUAUAACCCGUUUCUCCGCUCUGACCAGAUAGGCGUGGCGGUCGGCUUCUCGGAUCCAGGAUUCCGGGAGCAAUUCAAGGACAAGCACGGCGUCGAAAUCGAAGAAGAUCAAGGCAAAGCCGCUGCCGAAUGGACUCGCACUAUAUUUCCCGGGAUGAGCCAUUCUUGGGACGACGUCAAGUUCCUCCAGAAACACUGGGACGGGCCGAUUGUCUUGAAAGGCAUUCAGUCAACGCAGGAUGCUCUGAAGGCAGCCGAGCUCGGCGUCCAGGGGAUCGUUGUGAGCAACCACGGAGGUAGACAAGUGGAUGGCGGGAUUGGCUCGCUUAGUGUCCUGCCGGGUAUUGUCGACGCGGUAGGGGACAAGCUUGAAGUCUUCUUCGACUCCGGAAUUCGCACUGGGGCAGACAUUGCGAAAGCAGUCGCGCUUGGAGCCAAGAUGGUUCUUGUCGGAAGGCCAUACACGUAUGGACUGGUCCUUGGCGGAGAAGAAGGUGUCACUCACAUCCUUCGAGCUCUCUGUGGUGACUUGGAUCUGACCUUACAUCUUGCUGGCAUCAAAUCGGUUUCGAAGGAACACCUCAACCGAUCAGUGCUCGUUCGUGAAGAUGGGCUGUAA
Cladophialophora yegresii CBS 114405 is the source of this 1257-nucleotide messenger RNA. Its product is annotated as oxidoreductase. The transcript has 2 exons. The coding region runs from base 1 to 1257 and encodes 418 amino acids. Gene Ontology annotation, molecular function: FMN binding; oxidoreductase activity. NCBI's taxonomy places the organism in Eukaryota, Fungi, Ascomycota, Eurotiomycetes, Chaetothyriales, Herpotrichiellaceae. The record is from RefSeq and is a predicted model, not a curated record.